Penicillium paradoxum is the source of this 1461-nucleotide messenger RNA. Its product is annotated as cytochrome P450. Bases 1 to 1461 code for a protein of 486 amino acids. Gene Ontology annotation, molecular function: iron ion binding; monooxygenase activity; heme binding. The transcript has 7 exons. The record is from RefSeq and is a predicted model, not a curated record. NCBI's taxonomy places the organism in Eukaryota, Fungi, Ascomycota, Eurotiomycetes, Eurotiales, Aspergillaceae.
AUGCUUGAUUUACCGCCGCCAACUACCCCAGAUUGGAUUCAUUGGCUGAAGCAUAAGGAGACUUACGGGCCGGUUAGCUCGGUCACAGUGAUGGGACAGACCAUUGUCAUCCUGAACGAUGUAGACUCAGCGAUGGAACUGCUAGGAAAGCGAUCAACGAUAUACUCCUCGAGGGCAAACCUUGUGUUUCCAUGUGAAUUGGUCGGAUGGGACCGUACGCUAGUAAUGCAAAAGUAUUCCCCUCACUUCCGCUCUUCUCGCAAGGCUAUUCACCAAUUUGUUGGAACCGUCCCGGCCGCGGCCCAGUUUCAUUCGUUGCAAGAAAUAGAAGCCCAUCGCUUCCUAUUACGGGUCCUCCAAGAUCAGUCAAGGCUCGCAGAACAUAUUCAAACCGAGUCUGGAGCGAUCCUUCUAAAGAUGGCAUACGGUUAUACCAUUGAGCCGCAUAAGCGAGAUCCGUUGGUGCGUGGUGCGAACCUGGCCCUUGAUCAUUUUGCUGAAUCUACCGCACCUGGUUCGCGACUGGUUAAUAUCAUUCCAUCUCUAAAAUACGUGCCGACCUGGCUGCCUGGAGCAGGUUUCAAGCGAACUGCUAAGGUGUGGAGGAAGAACCUCGAUGCUGUGGCAGAUAUACCCUAUCUAUUUGCCCGCCAGCAUAUAGAGUCGGAUAUUCACCAGACAUCCUACCUCUCAAAACUCUUGAAAGCUGCGGGAUAUCCGCCGUAUGGCUCGGCAGAGGACAGUGUCGCAAAAUGGACUGCUGCAUCGCUCUAUACUGGAGGCGUUGACACUAGCGUCUCUGCUAUGGAAGUAUUCUUCCUUGCAAUGACGUUAUAUCCCGAGGUUCAGCACAAAGCUCAAGAUGAGCUUGAUCGGGUCUUAGGACCUUGCCAGCUUCCAACAUUUGCAGAUCGCCCACGAUUGCCGUAUAUCAACGCCAUCGUCAAGGAGGUUCUACGUUGGCAUCCAGUUGGACCUAUGGGCUUCCCACAUGCGUCAACCGAGGAUGAUACCUGGGGCCAAUAUUUCAUUCCAAAAGGUUCAUUGGUUAUGCCAAAUGCCUGGGCUAUGACGCAUGAUCCCGCGGUGUAUCAUGAUCCAAUGACAUUCAAACCGGAGCGCUUCUUGGGUAUCGACGGCCGGGAGCCUGAGUUAGAUCCUCAUACGAUUGUCUUUGGGUUUGGUCGUCGAAUCUGUCCAGCACGGUUGUUAGCAGAUAACACAGUUUAUGUGACUGCGGCACGGGCUCUCGCAGUCUUCAAUGUCAGAAAGGCUAUAGAGGAUGGGCGGGAAGUUGAUGUUGAGGCAAGAUUUGAAGCCAAGACUAUCAGCCACCCGAUGCCUUGGAAGCUCUAUAUCGAAACACGCAGCAAGACACACGAAGCUCUGAUUCGUUCCGUGGAGCAGAAAACACCAUUCGAGCCUAGCAACGCUUCAGACCUACCAAACUUUGAGCUAUAA